UCGUCGCGAGGAUGUCCGACGCAAAGCAAACCGUGGCACAGAAAAGUGCUAAGAUUGCAGCUGGAGCAGUUGUGUGUGUGGAGAGUGAAAUAAGAGGAGAUGUGACCAUCGGUGCUAGAACAGUUGUCCACCCCAAAGCCCGGAUCAUAGCAGAGGCGGGGCCCAUCAUCAUCGGGGAGGGGAAUCUGAUCGAGGAGCAGGCGCUGAUCAUUAACAGUUAUCCAGAGAAUAUCAUGCCGGACACAGAGGGCGUGGAGCCCAAACCCAUGACCAUUGGGACCAAUAAUGUGUUUGAAGUGGGAUGUGUCUCCCAAGCCUUAAAAAUUGGAGACAACAAUGUGAUUGAGUCCAAAGCUGAUCUCGGGAGGAACGUGAUCCUGACCAGCGGGUGCAUCAUCGGCGCAUGCUGCCAGGUCAACACGUGCGAGGUCGUGCCAGAGAACACGGUGGUGUACGGGUCAAACUGCCUCCGCCGCGUGCAGAGCGAAAAGCCACAGCCUCAGACUCUGCAGCUCGACUUCCUCAUGAAGAUUCUGCCCAACUACCACCACCUGAAGAAGACGGUCAAAGGCAACAGCACACCGGUGAGAAACUGAGAUGGAGCUGGAGAGGGAGCACACCCGUUGACUCCAUUCUCUCCACUCGCGCUUGUCUUUUCCUUUUCUACUCUAGUGUUUCAGCCUCGGCGUCUAGGAGGACACCUCCGGCACUGACAGUGACCCUCACACACUCUGCAUUUCUUCCUGCAUGUGAGACAUGUCAUCAUCCUUCAACACGUCACCAGUUUACAAUGUUACACUCUGUAAUCUCUAACAGCACAGUGUAAAAUUG
Molecule: messenger RNA, 831 nt
Organism: Etheostoma cragini (Arkansas darter)
Lineage: Eukaryota; Metazoa; Chordata; Actinopteri; Perciformes; Percidae
Gene: dctn6
Product: dynactin subunit 6
Exons: 7
Coding region: 12-596 (194 amino acids)
Biological process (GO): mitotic spindle organization
Cellular component (GO): dynactin complex
Molecular function (GO): dynein complex binding
Source: RefSeq, a predicted model, not a curated record